CCGCCACCUUGGUCCUAGAACACCAUUGGCAAUCCCCAUCCAUUGCGGGGUGCAUGCCCUGCUCCAUCAUCGUGGCCUCUCCACAGGGACGUGCGCGGAUAAGACCUGGAGACCUGGAGAGUCUGGGCAUUAUCUGGGGUUUCGCCUGCACGCCGCCGCAUAUCGUCGCAAGAGACUAGCUUCCCCACGAGGGCGAGAUUCCGGGGCAACAAUUAGCCCUGCUCAACUAUUAGAGUCCGGGCUCGGAGACGAAGAAUCUUCAGAAUCCCAGCUUCCCAUAAAGCCUCCACAUCCUUCCUUUCUUGUAAGAUCGGCAGAUCUUCAGGACUCUCCUGCCUCAUACAUCCCAUCAACGACCGGACAGGAAGACUGCAUCUCUCAUCAUGGGCCUCCUCACUCUUGUCGAAGACAGGCCUACGCCUAAGGAGGUGUACAACUGGCGCGUGUACGCUGCCGCAUCAGUUGCAUCCUUCGCAUCUUGCAUGAUCGGUUAUGACUCCGCUUUCAUUGGAACCACAUUGGCGCUGCCAUCCUUCGUUUCGGAGUUCAGACUCAAAGCACCAGAGCAGAUCUCGGCUUCUCAGCUUGCGCUUGAGAAGGCGAACAUCGUUUCCGUCUACCAGGCUGGUGCUUUCUUCGGUGCUUUUGGUGCCUAUGUCACCUCUUACUACCUUGGACGCCGAUUGACUCUUCUCAUCUGGACAAUGAUUUUCAUCCUCGGUGCGGGACUCAUGUUAGGCGCGAACGGCGAUCGUGGACUUGGCCUUAUCAUCGGUGGCCGUGUUCUGGCCGGCCUGGGUGUUGGUGCUGCCAGUAACAUGGUUCCGAUCUACAUAUCUGAAAUGUCGCCCCCUGCCGUCCGUGGACGUCUUGUUGGUAUCUACGAGCUGGGAUGGCAGAUUGGUGGUCUUGUUGGCUUCUGGAUCAACUACGGUCUCGUUGAGACCAUGGGUCCCUCUACCCGCCAGUGGAUGAUUCCUUUCGCGGUUCAGCUUAUUCCCGCUGGUCUGCUUCUCACCGGUACUCUCUGGUUGAGGGAAUCUCCUCGCUGGCAGUUUGCCCGCGGUGACCGCGAGAAGGCCGUUAAGGAUCUGUGCUGGAUGCGUAACCUUGAGCCCACCCACCCUUACAUGGUUGAGGAGAUUGCCGCUAUCGACGCUGAGAUCGAGCACGACCGUCUCGUUGUUGGUCCUGGUUUCUGGGCUCCCUUCAAGGCUGUCAAGCAGCGCAAGGUCCAAUACCGUCUCUUCCUCGGUGGCAUGCUCUUCCUCUGGCAGAACGGAUCCGGAAUCAACGCGAUCAACUACUACUCGCCCACCGUCUUCAAGUCCAUCGGUAUCACCGGUACCAACACUGGCUUCUUCACUACUGGUCUCUUCGGUGUUGUCAAGACUGUCGUCACCGUUGUCUGGCUCAUGUACCUGAUUGAUCAUCUCGGCCGCACCAAGCUUCUCAUGAUCGGCGCUGCUGGCGGCUCAGUCUGCAUGUGGAUCAUUGGCGCAUACAUCAAGCUCCACGGAACCUCGACUUCUGGCAGUGACAAGCUUCCCCCCGGCGGCAUCGCAGCUAUCUUCUUCUUCUACCUUUGGACCGUCUUCUACACCCCAUCCUGGAACGGAACACCCUGGGUCGUCAACUCAGAGAUGUUCUCCCAGCAAACCCGCUCGCUCGGUCAGGCCUCCGCCGCAGCCAACAAUUGGUUCUGGAACUUCAUUAUUUCGCGCUUCACACCUCAGAUGUUCUUGACCAUGAGCUACGGAGUCUACUUCUUCUUCGCCAGCUUAAUGAUCCUGUCCGUUCCUUUUGUCUACUUCCUUAUUCCUGAGACCAAGGGUAUUCCUCUUGAGCGCAUGGACGAGCUCUUCGAGAUCAAGCCCACUCACAAGGCUUACCCGGUCAUGCUCGAACGUCUCAAGGAGAUGGAGGUUGUCCGCGAUGGUGGCUACUUUGAGGAGAAGACUAAGGAUGCUGAGCGCCACGAGAGCGUCUAAGUGACUACGGAUGUAUGAGUAUGUAUAGAGGAGGAGUUGUGCAUUAUAUCAUGAUAUCACUGUAUUAGCGACAGCAACGAC
This is a messenger RNA of Macroventuria anomochaeta, 2072 nucleotides long. Its product is annotated as general substrate transporter. The coding region runs from base 384 to 1991 and encodes 535 amino acids. The transcript is spliced from 2 exons. Gene Ontology annotation, cellular component: membrane. Gene Ontology annotation, molecular function: carbohydrate:proton symporter activity. Gene Ontology annotation, biological process: transmembrane transport; carbohydrate transport. The record is from RefSeq and is a predicted model, not a curated record. Lineage: Eukaryota; Fungi; Ascomycota; Dothideomycetes; Pleosporales; Didymellaceae.